Messenger RNA from Theileria equi strain WA, 1650 nucleotides. Its product is annotated as signal peptide-containing protein. The record is from RefSeq and is a predicted model, not a curated record. The transcript has a single exon. NCBI's taxonomy places the organism in Eukaryota, Apicomplexa, Aconoidasida, Piroplasmida, Theileriidae. Bases 1 to 1650 code for a protein of 549 amino acids.
AUGUUUCCAUUUUUAUCCCUUUUAUUCAUCCUAGCUCACUCGUUUCUUUUGCACAUUUCAUUCUCUUUGGCAUUCCGUCAGAGGAGCUUCUGUUUCACUGGAAGUUUGAAGAAUCACAUUCACAGCAAUGCUUUACGCAGUGAGCCGACGGACAGUCGCAGUCAACUCGCUAGACUCGCAAACGACAUCAAUCCAAAGAUCGACUGUUCCAGGAAUAAGCCGCCGGCGAUUUACCAUUACGAAGAUCUGCUAAGCGACUACAGAAUAGACAAGUUCAAGCCUCUGAAGGACGUCACUCACUUUACAUCGCUCCCGUACGUUGAGAUUGAGCACCAAGACAAGGGCAAGUUGAUCAGAUUUAGAGAUGGAAGGGACAUUGUGGCGUUUUACGCCAACAAGUUGAAUGCACUGCUAUCCAACUUUACAGAGUGGUCCAAGGCGUUUUCGGAGGACAAGAUCAAGCCUCUGGACAAUUACAAUCCCCUGGCAAGUGACACUUACUACGCAGUUGUUUACUACUGCGCAUGGCAGAGCGAGUCCAUUGCACUCGUCAGAGCGAUAAGGCAACUGCUAGGAAGAUGGAGAUGGAUCAGGGAUCCUCCAAUCAGGCGUAACGAGCCUGAACCGACCUUGGAUGAGAUUCUGGAAAAGGUGGAAAAGAUGAAAAAGAUGCAUGAGGAGCAUGAAUUGGCGUUCAGGACCGCGAGAGAACAAGGCCUUCCGGAUCCGCCGGAACCCAUUUUUUCACCGGCUGAGCAGGUGACCUUUAACAUGCGCAUACCGAAUUUGAACAUCACCAAGAGGAUCCUGGAGCACGCAUCCAACGCCUACAAGUCAAAGUGGUGGAUGCCAAAGUUUGCAAAGAUUGCCUACAAUCGUCUGUUUGACAAGGGGUUUUCUGAGCUCUAUAACACGAGUUUAAAGAGGGUCCUCACUGCGGAUGACAGGAUGAAGUACAAGCUCCGGGAAUGCGACGCCUCUACCGGUGACCCAGCGACUAGACCUGGUUCCAAGAAGGCGAAACCAAAGCCGAUAAACAUAAAUUUCAUCAUGGUCCGCUUGGCGAAUUCGCUCAUGUUGGCGAAUUCACGCAGGGGUCUCAUGAAGCAAAAGAAGAUGGUCCUCGCGCACGAAAAGGAGGUCCGAUUUAAUGAGAUUAUCCUGGAUAUUUUAAUCAAACAGGAGGCGUACUAUAAGAGUAUGCCUUUGGUGCAACUUUUCAAGUGUGCGAAUCCCAUCCAGAACAUUCCGUCUGUUGUUCCGGCAAAGACACAUGAGAAGAUGCCGUUUGACGAACCGACGUUUUACAGACACAACCCAUUUGAUAUCGCAGAAAAGCUCACAUAUGGCCUCCCACCCCUUCGGAAAUUCACUCACUUGGCCAUCGCAGACGAUUUUGAACAUGUAGGCAAUAUCAUGGACUUGGCUACACUGGACGUUGCCAAGUCCGUAGACGACGUAUUCACGCCAGUUGUAGAUUUACCAAAUACAAACUUUAUUCAAAGGUAUAAAGGGAUCAAAAGGGACGGCCGAAUUUGUGCAGGACUUGACCCUGUGCUUUACGCGCUCUCCAUGAUGUACAGGUUCCAUCUCAAGAAGAUUAUCGAUGCAAGACCCGUACCUGCAGAAUAUUAUUACAUGAACCCAUAA